Messenger RNA from Fraxinus pennsylvanica, 645 nucleotides. The record is from the annotation of a GenBank genome assembly. Lineage: Eukaryota; Viridiplantae; Streptophyta; Magnoliopsida; Lamiales; Oleaceae.
AUGGGUGAUGGACUACCUUCUUCUCCACAGCUCGCAGAGAUGAAUGUGGAAAAGCUAAUGAAGAUGGCCGGUUCUGUCCGAACUGGCGGGAAGGGUACCAUGAGAAGAAUAGGGGUGAAUGCUAUACCAGCAAUUGAGGAGGUCAAUAUUUUUAAGGAGGAUGUAGUAAUCCAGUUCACUAACCCUAAAGUUCAAGCAUCUAUUGCUGCCAACACUUGGGUGGUUAGUGGUUCUCCUCAGACCAAGAAAUUGCAAGAUGUUCUUCCUCAAAUCAUUCACCAAUUAGGUCCAGAUAACUUGGAGAAUUUGAAGAAAUUGGCAGAGCAGUUCAAAAAUCAGAUGCCUGGUGCAGCUGCUGGUGCAGCUGCGGCUGAAGAACAAGAUGAUGAUGAUGUACCAGACCUUGUAGAUGGCGAGACCUUUGAGGCUGCCGCAGAGGAGGUUCAUGUUCAUGAUCAUGAUCAUGACCAUGAUCACGGUCACGAUCAUGACUCGUUAAUCCUAGAGAAUGGGCGGAGCCAUGACCUGUCAUCGUUAUGUGUUCAAUUGAUUCAACCCAUUUUCUGGGCUGGGUGUACUGAGGAGUUCAUCCAGUGUUUCUUCUGCUCCGUUGACACCGAUGAUCAAGAAUUCGAGGUAGAAUGA